GGUGGUCGAAUCUAUAGUAUUGAUUUUUGAAACAACAACUUGACUAGAAACGAAAAAUAAUCAAUUAUAACAUUAUUAAAAUGUUACGAUACUAUGUAUUAAUUUAUUUGUACGUAAUUUUAGGAAUAUGUGGAUUUUACAAGAUUGCAGCUGAAACACCAGUAACAUUCGCUUUUAAAGAAUAUCAAUAUAAGGAUUCUCCGAAAAACGAAAUGACAUUCAGAGAAUUUGAAACAGCAUGUGAACAAAGUAGUGUGUGUAGUCACUUGAAUGGUUUGCAAAGAACCAGAUGCGUAAGGGAAUGUGUUUCUCCGUCCUGUUAUAGAGAGCUUUAUCAGGCAGAUCAGCUGGAAGAAGGUGAAAUUGACGUACGUUUAAACUCUUUCAAGGGUUGUUUUAUUCAGAGAAGCGGCCGUACAAGAAAUUGAUUUUAUUUAAGCACCAUAAUUAUAUCUAUGAUUUUGUGUGCAAAUAAAAUAAAGAAAAUUAAUCGAAAAGCACUAUUUGUAAUCCUGAACUCAAAAAGUUAUGGGCAGCCGGGUGAAGACAGGGUGGAUCACUAGCCAUUAAUAACGUAAAUAAGAUAUUACGCCAAUUUAACAUAUUUUAGGUGUUAAAAAAUUACAUCGAGCUAAUGACGCUUAUUACAUCAAAGGGAGUUAUAUUUAUCUACAGUAAAGAAAAUGUUUUUUUUUAUAUAUUUUAUAAUUUUCACUCAUUACUAUUUUUUUUUUCUAUUUUAUACUUAGUUAUUUAAGAUUAUUCACAUUAAUGAUAUUUUCAAUAAAAUACACCUUACAAUUUUUAUAUCAAAUAUUGUUGUAUAUUAUUAAAAACUGAACCCUUUGUGCUUAUU
Molecule: messenger RNA, 856 nt
Organism: Achroia grisella
Lineage: Eukaryota; Metazoa; Arthropoda; Insecta; Lepidoptera; Pyralidae
Exons: 4
Coding region: 81-428 (115 amino acids)
Source: RefSeq, a predicted model, not a curated record